AAUUUAUUCCCUUUAUGGAAUAUUAUUUUAGUAUUGAAUAUUUUAAUUCUUUACAUUUUUAUCUGUGCUUUGAAUUUGAUCCAUUAGAUAGUAACUAUCUGAGAGGAAAAAUGAUAACUGAUGGACCUAUAAAUGUGAGCUUUCCUUUUCGGACUGUGCGUAUAGGAACGAAAACUUCGUCAUCUCUGGGCGAUAAUCACCCAGUCAAGUUUGAUAAAAAAAGAUUGAAGUUUUCUGUGAAUAUAAAUUCUGAAAGUGAUUCUGCCGAAGUUGUCAAACUUGUGAUACCAUGUAAACAUAUCACAUUAAUCAAGUCAUAUUUAAGCAGAGGAUGUCCUGUGGUUUGGUUACAAACUACAGAAGAAUGUACAAGACAUAUAAGGAAAUUAUUUGGAUUGAAACAAUCGGAAUAUCCAUCAUAUUAUUAUGAUCCAAAAUCAAAAUUAAUAGCAGAGAGAUUCAUUGGGAUUGUGAUUAAUGUGAAUAACAUGGGCUAUGAAGACGCAUAUAAUUUCAGACUGGUUUUACAAGAAAUAUGUCAAGAUAAAAAUAUAUCAGUUGAUGAUUUACAUGAAAAAAUAUCACAGGCUGAAUGUAAUUCAAUGUUGGUUAAGGUUUCUGAAAUCAUUGAUCGAAUACAAUCACUUCUAAACAAAAUUGCUGCUUUGCCUGAUUUUGAUCCCCAUAAAAAUAUGCAUGACGAUCUUAAGAAUAGUGCAAGUUUACUACCAGUCAGUUAUGAUAAUUCUCCAACUACCAGCUCCAAGAAGAAAACAGAUCAAACUCAAAAUGAAGUUGAUAAGGAGAAAAUUAUUAAACCGUCUUUACAAUUUCCAACAAAUGUUCCUAAUUCUCCAGUUAGCAGUCCACAGAAAAAUAUGGUUGUAAGUCCUGGAACUGCUCAACGAAAUCGUGCAAGAAAAUCUAUUCCUAAAUCGAAUCGAAGCAUUAGUUUGGAAAGCCAACUUGAUGAAAUACGAGCUAAAGCUGGAUUGAGCCCAGAUGCAAAGUCAGUGAUUCAAGUAACAUCGCAGCCAAACAAAAUUCUGCCAGAUAUUGUGGAAAAUAAUAGUACAGAAGAUGCAACUGAUGGUAAUAUCGAACCUGCCACUGUACCAGCCGCUGUUGUAAAGAAGAAACGUCCAAAGGAUCCAUUUCUAUGGAAAGGUAGAACAAAGAGAAGAUACAAAAAGAAUUCUUCAGAAACUCGCAAUGUGUAUCAACCACCUGGAGAUAACAGUCCAAAAGUUGGAGAAACAUUGACAACGCCCUUUUCAACUAUAAGUGCAACUUCAAAUUUUAUACUUCCAAAUGUCAGGGACAAUGAUACAGAACUACAAUCACAUGAACAAAUUGCUGGAUUUCAUAGUACAGUGGAAAAAUGCAAAUGUUUAGAGAAGAGUCCUCACAUAUUACAUACUGGUGUUUAUCCAAUAAAAUGUAUGGGAUUGGACAGUGUUGAUGGUCGGUUAUCACAAUGUAUAAACUCUGUUAGUACUCCAAUGAUGAUGAGAUCAUCUCGCCAUUCACCAUUGCUUGCACUGUGUGAUGAACACAGAGAAAGGAUGCUUCGUCACGAAUGUUGCACUGGUUGUGGAAUGUUCUGUGCAGGAGGAACUUACCUAAUUUGUGUGCAAUCAUCAGAGUGUCCUCACAGAUUUCAUAAAGACUGCAUGUUACUUCACCAUCAAACAAAACAUUGUCUUCAUUGUGGUGGUCCAAUGUCAACAGUACGUGAAGUUACUGUCGAACCUCGUCAAGAAUAUAAAUUACAAUGGUUGGUGGCUGGACUUGAUGCAAAUAAAAUGGAGAAGAAACGUUUAAUUGCCAACAGAGAAAAAACUGCAAGAAUGGGGCAUAAAUCAACAGUGGAAACAACAACAAUCCUGAAAGAGGAAGGAGUUGUAAAGACUUUAAGACUUGGUAUUACUGUUCAUACAUCUCAAUUACCUCCAGGAAAAGAUAAAGACAUUGUGGAGAAUGCGCUAUGCAAUUUUUUUGAAACUAGUCAUAAGAAAUUAAAGAUUCAUCCAAAAAAUGUUUCUCAAGUAAUUCAACAAGGUGAUUUAAUGAAGCUUAUUCAGUUCUUUCAUGAAGCUGAGGAAAUUGAUUUUAAAAAUCUUUUGAAAAAUCCUACGAAUCUCAAUCGUUCAGUAAUGAAUGGAAACGUUGCAAUCGUUUAUCUUCUCAAACUUGUCGGUGUUAAAUUGAACAACAAAGAUGCAAAGGGAAAAACUGCAUUGUUUUACGCUGAGGAAAGAGAGCAUGUUCGAUUGAUUAAUUUCCUUAUUGAAAAUGGAGCAGAUAUUAGUAUGAAGGAUGCAGAAGGCAUGACAUGUAUGCAUCAAGCAGCAAAACAUGGUCGAAUAGUAUCCUGUGCUGCUUUGCUUUCAAACGAUUCUAACAUAGUUAAUAUGCCCGAUGAUGGUGGAUGGACUCCUAUUGUAUGGGCAACAGAACAUAAGCACACAAGUACUGCAAAGUAUUUAGAACAUUUUGGAGCGGACGUUACCAAAACUGAUAAGGAGCGAAAUAUGUGCCUACAUUGGGCUGCUUUAUCAGGGAACUUGGAACUUUUAAUAAUGUGUCUUCAACGACGAUGUGACUUUAACUAUAGAAAUAAACAUGGAGAUACUGCCUUACAUAUUGCUGCUAGACAAGAUCAUGCUGAUUGUGUACUUUGCCUCGCGAAUUGGGGAGUUGAUCAUACUAUCAAAAAUAAUGAAGGAAAGACCGCAUUGGAGUGUACUUUUCUCGAUACAGAUUCUCAAAUUUUGCUCAAAUUUAAGCACAAAGUGGCAGAAGCAAUGUCCAAACCGGGACAACAAGAUAAUCAGAGGAAAAGUAUAUUGAGUGCUGAUAUGUCAAAGGGAUUUGAAAAAAUACCAGUUUCUUGUAUUAACUCUGUUGACGAUGCGCCAUGUCCCACAGACGCCGCAGAUGGUUUUCACUAUGUAACUGCUAAUGUUCAUACUUCUAAUGAAUCAAUUGUGAAAAAUCCUACCAACAAAAUGCAGUCAUGCUAUUGCUACAAUGAGUGCAGUGAUGGGUCUUGUUUAUGUGGAGUAAUGAGUAGCAAAUGCUGGUACAAUAAGCAAGGACAUCUUAUACCCGAGUUUGACUUCGUUGAUGCUCCUUUUAUUGUAGAAUGCAGUGAAACAUGUUGGUGUCCUCCAUCUUGCCAUAACAGAGUUGUACAGAAAGGAAUAAGAUAUAACUUGCAAGUUCACAGGACGAGAACAAUGGGCUGGAGUGUACGAACUCUUGAUACCAUACCAUGGGGAGCAUUUGUCUGCGAGUAUGUUGGAGAACUAAUUUCAGAUGCUGAAGCUGAUAUCCGUGAAGAUGAUUCAUAUCUGUUUGAUUUAGAAAAUAGUGAAGCUGAAAUAUUCUGCAUUGAUGCUCGUUACUAUGGUAAUGUGUCACGCUUCAUCAAUCAUCUCUGUGAUCCCAACUUGAUGCCUUUGAGAGUAUUUAUUGAUCAUCACGAUAAAAGAUUUCCCAGACUCGCAUAUUUUUCAACAAGGGAAAUUAAAGCCGGUGAAGAGUUAGGAUUUGAUUAUGGAAAUCGAUUCUGGGAUAUUAAAUGUCGUUCAUUCAAUUGUGGUUGUGGAUCUCAACAAUGCAAAUAUUCUGAAGAAGCUUACAGACUUAGAAAAGAAGAGGAAGAGAAAAACAAAAUUGCUUCAGAUUCCGGAGGAUUAAGUACAUGAAUUCAUGGUCAAUACCUCAUGAGUUAUCAAGAAUCGUCAAUCGUCUUCUGCAAUGCUUCGUUCAGUUUUUUUAUCAAUUUGACAUUCUGUGUUUUUGAUCAAGUAUUUUGUGCUUCCUGAAGUGUGUUGGUGCUUAAUGCAGUGGGAUAGAUUUCUGGUAUAUUUGUAUUUCUGAUUUUAGACCAUGAAUUGGAUAUAUCCAUUCAUUUCUAUUCUCAAAUAGCUGGCACAUUGAUGGUAGUCCUGCAUCCUUAGUAUUUUUUACUUUCUUUCAUAUUUCCCAUUGCAUUAUUUUUCUAUAUUUUUAAUGCUAUUUCUUUUGUGUGGUGUAGGAGCAAAAGUACAAAUAUCAAUUUUCUUGUUAUUGGUAUCAUGCCAUCCUCAUGCCCAAGCGAAGUUAUGAUAAAUCCAUUCGCUCACAAUGCAAAUCUAAUCUAUCUACACGAAAAGUGCUUCACAAAUCUGAACUUUGAAAGUUGUUUAAAAGUUGAUGUUUUUUGCUAAUAAUUCAACGUCUGUAUGACAAUGACAAUCAAUUGAAUCCAAGAGAUGCUGAAGCGAUUUUUGAAAAUCUCCCAGUUUAUCUUUAGCGCACUUGUCCCACAGUACUGAGUUGGUAUAUUACGGGAAAAUGGUUAAAAGCAUGCAUAUGUCAUAGAAUUUAUGCCAAGUAUUAUCUUCAUAGAAAGUUAUUCUAAUGAAGUGAUUUUCAAACAAGAGAUACACGACAUUUUUGAGAUGCCCAUGAAGAAGUAUUUAGCUUAGCCAUGCAGUAAUUCUUUUAUUGUAUCCACUGUAAGCAAAAUUUUGUAAUCAAAUGUAGAAAAAAAAAUCCCGAAAUUCUCAUUUGCAUUUUGCCAUUUAAUUUAUGAAACCAAUCCAAUUCUCAUUUCGAAAGUAAGAUUGUUUGAAAUUUUAUUGCUCCACUGAAAGUACUAUCUAUAAAAUGCUGCUGGAUUUGUAGCAACAAGUUUUCCUACACCAGAAACAUUGAAUGCAAAAUUUUGUAGAUUUAAGCGAUUUAUGACAUGUGCUUUAGUUUGGGAUUGGAGCUUUCAUCUUUGCCGGAGUGUUUCACAUGGAAUUUCGGUUUAUGCAAGUCAGGAUCAACCCUGCAAAGUUUUUUUUUCUGCGGUAAAUACUUUUGUCAACUUGACAUUUACAUCUAUUCAUUUUUGUUUGUGAUUCCCUCUGUUGAGUGGUUUCAUGAUUUUGCCAUGUUUUUCAUCGUUUUAUAAGAUUGCAAUGG
Styela clava is the source of this 4962-nucleotide messenger RNA. RefSeq names its product histone-lysine N-methyltransferase EHMT2-like. NCBI's taxonomy places the organism in Eukaryota, Metazoa, Chordata, Ascidiacea, Stolidobranchia, Styelidae. The record is from RefSeq and is a predicted model, not a curated record. Gene Ontology annotation, biological process: peptidyl-lysine dimethylation; negative regulation of transcription by RNA polymerase II. Gene Ontology annotation, molecular function: histone H3K9 methyltransferase activity; p53 binding; zinc ion binding. Gene Ontology annotation, cellular component: nucleus; chromatin.